CCAAUUUUUAUAUAGAAAACUCCUUCACUUAAACGCUUCUUCUUCACUCUUCAGCAAGUUAAGUGCAGUAGCCGAACAACAGAGAGCUUAGUUUCUGGAUUUUUGAAAUCCAUUUUCCCGCGUUUUCUAGACUACCAAACAGGGAUGGAGUCUUUAUAUGCAAAACUUUAUGAUAAAUAUGACAAACUCAAGAAGAGAAAACUGUCCGAAAUGGAUGACAUACAUAGAGAUCAAGAAGAGAAAUUCUUAAAUUAUGUGCGUGCUGCAGAGGAGUUGAUACAACACUUGAAGAGUGAAAAUGACAAGUUAAAUGCUGAAGUUAAUGAGUUGAGAAGCGAAGUGGCCUCUAUAAUGUCUAGCAAGGACAAGCAAUGUGUAGAAUACCAAAAGCUUUUGAUUGAAGAGAGCCAGAAGUAUAAAGCACUUUCUGAUGAAGUUACUAGGCUGCAAAAUCGGCAUGAAGAGGGACGUGUUAAGGGUGGCAGAAGAGAUAUUAUACCAACGGUCUCCCCUGGAAGUGCACAAGUUGCACCACAAAGUGUUUCUGGUAACUCCACUCGAAUGAUGACAAGAAAGCGUAGAAGGAAUUCUGCUGCUGAAACAGAAGACAGCAUUGUUUCUCCUGGUUCAGCUAACCGUAAAGUUGCCACAUUGAGUGCAUUUACUGAAGAGCUUCCUGAGAAAGCUUUGUCUAGUGAGGUUCUUGCACAUGCUCAGCUGCCAGAAUGCUGUAAGGGCCAUAUAAGUGCAAAUGCCACUGAUUGCGGUACUUGUCUGUUUCAAGCUCUUAUUGAGUGCUUAGUGGGCAUGAAAAUCUCCACUGUUAAUCAAACUGAAGGGCUAUGCAUUUUAGCUCUGCAUCAAUCAAGUGGUUACUCAUUCAGCCUAACGUGGAUAAACAAAACAAGCGGAGAGGAAGCCGAGUUGGUGUACCGGGUAUUGUCAUUAGGGACAUUUGAGAGAGUGGCACCAGAGUGGAUGAGGGACGUCAUCAUGUUCAGCACAAAUAUGUGCCCCAUUUUCUUUGAGAGGUUAGCUCGUGUAAUCAAAUUGCAUUGCUAACCAGUAAGCUCUCUCUCUGGUCUUGGAAUUAGAUGUGAAAAAGAUAUGUAUAACACUUGUGAUAACAAAUAGUUGUCAAAUCAUAACUGACUAAAUCUAUUGCCGAGUUUCUGCAUAUUGGUUACUAAAUUGAUUA
This is a messenger RNA of Gossypium raimondii (Peruvian cotton), 1198 nucleotides long. RefSeq lists its product as uncharacterized. Bases 145 to 1062 code for a protein of 305 amino acids. NCBI's taxonomy places the organism in Eukaryota, Viridiplantae, Streptophyta, Magnoliopsida, Malvales, Malvaceae. The record is from RefSeq and is a predicted model, not a curated record. The transcript is spliced from 8 exons. Gene Ontology annotation, biological process: developmental process involved in reproduction.